AGGAGGGUGGAGCAGAGCAGAGCAGCGUCUUCCUAAAAGCGCAUUCCUCUUCCCUCGCUGUGCUGUUUGAAGCUAACCGUGACUGACGCUUUCUUUGACUUGUUUGUCACUGGCUGAGCAGACGGACUAAACUCCGCUUCACGGUUCCACCUGAGCAGAUUUCACCCCGUCUCCUACCACGCUUUUACUUUCACUUUCCCAGCGGGGGAGCGGAAAACACAACUUGGGACAGAACUUGUUGAUUUCCUGGAUGGAAACGGACAGUCUGCUGACCGGGAGUGUGAACGGAGUGUCCGGGGACUAUGGCUCCUCGACGGGCGAAGAGGACCGCGGGGCCUCGGGCAAUAGACGGACGUCGUACGCCGUGGCCGGGGACUUGUGCACGGUCGGCGGGGACACAGAUGAUGAGGACCUCUACAUCCAACAAGCUGUCGUAUUCAUUGAGGAUGCCAUACAGUUUCGGUCCAUCAACCACCGGGUGGAUGCCCGCUCUCUCCGCCUGUAUCGAUGGUACUACUCCAGGAUAUGCCAGUGGGGCUUGGGCCUAACCAUUGCGGUGGUCUUGUUGCUGGCAUUCGUGGAGCGCCCCUCCUCCCUGUCCGCUUCCUCGGACCCCCGGCAUCGCUCUCCACCCUGGGAGCCUCCCUGCGGCUUCACCGAAAGCAUCGAGAUGGUCUGCCUCAUCAUCUUUACUCUUGAUCUUGCUGUUAAGAGCUACAUGAUUGGCUGGGAGGAACUCAGAAAGAACAAAUGGCUGAUCGGCUACACAGUAGUCAUUUCAGUCUCCACCAUCGACUGGGUGCUGUCUGUCAGCAUGGUGUGUGAUGAGAAACUUCGAGUACGGCGACUCCUCCGGCCGUUCUUCCUCCUGCAGAACUCUUCCCUGAUGAAAAAGACACUCAAGUGCAUCAAGAGGACGCUGCCAGAGAUCGCCAGUGUCAUCCUGCUGCUGGCACUCCACCUCUGCCUCUUCACUAUGAUCGGCAUGCUGCUGUUUGCUAAAAGUGAGGAUCCAGAAAAGAACGAGGAGUGGAAGCUACAUUUCAGAUCCCUGCCUAAUUCCCUCACCUCUCUGCUGGUGCUGCUCACCACUGCCAACAACCCAGAUGUGAUGAUCCCUGCCUACUCCCUAAACAGAGGCUACUCCAUCUUCUUUGUCACCUUCAGUGUGAUUGGAACCUACUGUUUGAUGAACUUACUGACAGCUAUCAUCUAUAACCAGUUCAGAGGAUAUUUACUGAUGUCGGUCCAAACGUCCAUCAUCAGGAGACGACUGGGGAUCCGAGCUGCUUUCCAAGUCCUCAGCUGCCAGGGAGCCCAGCGGGCUGUCGAGGAGCAUGUGCAGGUUGAUGUGGUGCUGAAGGUGAUGUCCAGGGUCCAGAUGAAGUGCUACUACAGAGCAGCCAUCACUACGGAUGCGCAGCAGUAUGCAGAUGUGGGCUACAUGGAUCGAGAGCAGUUCACCAAGAUAUUCGAUGCCCUGGAUAAAGAUCAAAUUAAAGAGCACCCUCCCUUGCCCCAGUACAACUCUCCAGUUCUGCAGAGAUGCCAGGUGAUCUUCAGUCACUACUAUGUCACAAUACUUGGCAACGCAGUGGCACUGGGCAAUGUAAUUUGCAUAUGUACCGUCCUGGUGUUGAAUUCUGAAAAGUCCACAGCAGAGAGAGACAACUUUAUCAUGGAGAUCAUCAACCUGUGCUUCAUCCUGUACUACCUGUUUGAAAUGUGCGUGAAGAUCUUUGCGUUCGGCUGGAGAGGAUACCUGUCCUACAGGAAUAACAUCUUUGACGGCUUCCUCACCAUCCUGCUCCUGGUCCUACAAUUCACUAUAUAUGUCACCUACAGGCUUCCAUAUCCUGACUGGGACCCAUCUUCCCAUGGCAUGAUGUCUCUGUGGGAGAUGCUCCGGUUGAUCAACAUGUUGAUUGUGUUCCGCUUCCUGCGCAUCAUCCCAGAUAUCAAGCUCAUGGCUUUGGUCGCGAGUACUCUGUUGGACCUGGUGAAAAACCUCCGAGCCUUCGCAGGGAUACUGAUGGUGGUGUACUAUGUGUUUGCUGUUUUUGGGAUCUGGCUGUUUGAAGGAGCCAUUAAACCUCCGCCAGAGAUGAGUGUGCCCUCCAAUUCCUCCAUGGGGAACAUCACCUCCAGCAUGGAGUGUGGCACCUACGAGCAGCUGGGCUACUGGCCAAAUAACUUUGAUGACUUUGCUGCAUCCCUCAUUCUGCUGUAUGAUGUCAUGGUAGUCAACAACUGGCAGGCCUUCAUGGAUGCGUACAGCAGAUACACCACUGAGUGGUCGAAGAUCUACUUUGUGUGUUGGUGGCUCACCUCCUCUGUCAUGUGGGUCAACCUGUUUGUGGCGCUCAUCUUAGAGAACUUCAUCUAUAAGUGGGACCGUAGUCACAGAUGCUCCGUUACAGAUGUGGAGAGGAUCCGAUAUGAAACCUCUGUUCAGCUCAUGUUUAGAGAGCAGAUCCAGGAGCCAACUGAAGAGGAAUUGCUAUGUCAACUACACCAACACCCCCAUUUACACCUACACUGGUGACACACUCACACACUCACACACACACACACACACACACACACACACACACACACACACACACACACAGUAUCAUUUAUUGUUACUAAAUGAGUCUAUUGUGUGGUAGAAGCACUGAAAGCGUCAAUAUUACAGCAUUCUAAUACUAGUGUAUUUUAAUUUUUAUUACUACUGAAACAAGUAGGAAGCACAUGUUAUGAUUUGUCAUGUUGUUCAUGAACCACUGCAAGCUGUAGCCUACACAGGUUUCUACCUGGCAGAGGCUCUUGUGGAGGCAGACGUCAUGUCAUUGGUUGAGAUCAACAUGAUUGGGCGGAGCUAAAGAACCACAGGUUGUGGGCCAAAUCCAUACUGUAAUACUAUACAGUAUAUUUGCAAUAACUGCACAAGAAAUGAAUCAAACUGCGACAACAAAAAGCUCCUGCCAAUUUUAAAUUAAAGGAACGCCACAUAGAAUAAGCAUAUCCAAAUUUCCGAAUGUAACUACUUGAUGAUUUGUUUGCCAAGCUGUGGCACCAACGUCCUCGAGAGUUUCACUAGAGUGAAAACAACUGAACGGAGUUUGGGAAGGGCUUCCAGUGGCGGUUCUAAAAACAUUAAUGCGAUUUUAGGGGUACCAAAUACAGUAUAUUAAGCACAAGGUCUGGUUCUCCCAUGAACUACACUAUGAUAAUUAGCCUGGCAUUGUCAGACCCAUCCGUAAGGUCUGGCUACUGCUUAUCAUUCUGGGAAAGGGAGAAAAAAGGCUGUGGCUUGUUUGUAUUUCUUUAAACCAAUCAACAACCUUUCUGGGCGUGGGUGAGAGGGGGUGCCAGAUGUCCAGGCUUCAUCGCAGCAAUGUAUAUCUGUUGAGCCAGACUAUAUAACAAUGAAAACAAGAACACUCAUUCAGUGUUAAUGUACAUUUCAAUUAUCACUACCAAUCAAUAAUUACAAUUUCAGGAGGGCACAAUAUAGGCAUAAUAUAGGCCCCUGUAGGCUUAAUAUUAUAAGGGCACUCCCACUCACACGGGGAACCUACAACAUUUUUCCAAUGUGAUUUGCUAUGUGGAACACAUUUACAGUAAGUUGUCUUUUUGAGGGACCAUCCCAGAUGGGUUGGUGUCUUUUCUCCUCUGCACUGCAGGAGUGUACGUAUAGUGUCACAGAAAAGUAAGAAGUAAAGAAGUAAAAUAACAGCAGUUGCACAACAGCAGUUUCCCCUUUUCCUUGCCGCUGACACCCUGUAAAACCGCAACCCCACUUCACCCUGCAGUAGCCAAUCAUGUAGCUGGAGCCCUGUACAGUAAACAGGAAACAUCACUGCCUCUAUCGCUGCCACAAGAAAGCCAAAGAACACCAAACACAAGUUCAGAACUGCCCGUGAAAUGUUUUUUUUUGCAGGAUGGUAGCGGAAGACUCAUGAAUAUUCAUUAGGGAACUCAACCCUGAAUGGCUAGUACUCAUUGCCUGCACUGGUUGGGUUGGUUAGGUUUAGGCAAGAGGAGGGUUAGGUUUAUGCAAGAGCAGUGGGAUUGGUUAUGGUUAGGGUAAGAAUGUUAGGGCGAGCCAAUCAGGGAUGAGUCUUCCCCUACCAUCCUGCAAAAAAAAAUUUGCGAACUACCCGGGAGUUUCCUCAGUCCCUCCGUCUCUUUAAUUUCUCUCUUUCUCUGGGCAAUAAGGCUGCCUUCAAGUGCGCUCGGAAAUGUUGAGAUCUACAAACGAUCUGACGGAAAACAGUAAGUGUGAAAUAUAAAGUCUACUUGUGCUACAUUGGCGAGGGUUAGAGAACACAACUGGACGUCACACAAAUGGGCCGUUAAAGUGAAACUCCCCCCGGCCGCACAACCCUGCGGAAAAUCGCCGGAUCGCUGUCGCUUUAUCGUUGGUCUGAACGUGCCCUUCCUGCAGGGCACAGCUGCUGUCGGCCGUGGUGCUGGUCUGAAAGCACCAAGCUGUGUUCACAUUAUUUGGUGGGGGGGAAACACAAACCGGUUGUUUCCUCUGUGCAUUUUCUUGAAAGAAAACCAAAUUUCUCAUGUAGAAACUUUGAAAAAGAGUCAAAUUUGACCCAAGGACAACAUGAGGGUUAAACAAUGUCACAAUGUCCUCAUACAUAAACGUCAGAAUAGGUUGACUGUCAAUGACUCCCAAAACAACAUAUAUGACCGUUGUACUUACUGCUGCACGGUGGCCGUUUUAAACAUGUGGCCUUAACAAGUGACCGCGGUGGCAUUUUUAAUCACGUGACCGCUCUAUUUAACGUAACGGUGGCAGUUUUAAAACACGUAGUCGACAUUGUGAAACAGAACGUGUUAAGAUUAGGUAACCAAGUACUUAAUCAGGGAUUGGCUUAAAAUGAGUAACGUGAAACUGCGUCCUCAUUACGGACUAAGGUCC
Messenger RNA from Perca flavescens (yellow perch), 4921 nucleotides. RefSeq names its product two pore segment channel 2 (gene tpcn2). Gene Ontology annotation, biological process: transmembrane transport; monoatomic ion transport; endocytosis involved in viral entry into host cell. Bases 251 to 2545 code for a protein of 764 amino acids. The transcript is spliced from 25 exons. Gene Ontology annotation, cellular component: lysosomal membrane. Lineage: Eukaryota; Metazoa; Chordata; Actinopteri; Perciformes; Percidae. Gene Ontology annotation, molecular function: ligand-gated sodium channel activity; intracellularly phosphatidylinositol-3,5-bisphosphate-gated monatomic cation channel activity; voltage-gated channel activity. The record is from RefSeq and is a predicted model, not a curated record.